AUGAUUAAUGAAUUUGAAGAAAAUUUUACUGAAGAAGUUGAUCUCGAUGAUAUAUCAGAUUCAGAUAAUGAAAGCCAGCAAAGUAAUGAUAAUUAUGUUGAUAAAAAGAAUGUAAAUUCUUAUUUACAAAAUCCAAAAGUGUGUAAAGGCAGAGGUUGUCCACCGGGCACUAAAAGACUCAAGUCGUCUCAUGAAGUUGUCAAGCCCAAAACAAAGCAACAACAUCAAUGUAAAAAAUGCGAAAAUGUUGGGCAUUAUCAAAAAAAUUGCAAGGAAAUGUGUGAAUAA
Molecule: messenger RNA, 288 nt
Organism: Dentiscutata erythropus
Lineage: Eukaryota; Fungi; Glomeromycota; Glomeromycetes; Diversisporales; Gigasporaceae
Source: the annotation of a GenBank genome assembly